AUGAGAUGGAUGUACAAACACUCCGACAUUUCUCCUUCGGGAAGCAAUGUGGAGUUCUUGCUACGACCGCUUCACACAUCGGCAGAGGUCAACAGCCUUCCCCAAGAGUUUAAUCUCAGAGGAACCACCACAGCCGCGAUGCCGGAGCUUUGGCGGCGAUGGAUGCACGACUGUUUGGAACGUCACGACUCGUGCCGUUCACUAGGCGAUUCGACAGACUUUGUUCCUCGGCUGCUUUUGGAAAUCCAUCAAGGCCACUCCAUUCCGCAACUUCAGUGGCGAGUCGUUGAAACAGCUGCUAUGGAGCCGCCGGCCUAUUUGACAUUGAGCCAUUGUUGGGGGAGGUCUUUACAUCUGAAACUGACCAUGGCCAACCACUCCGCAUUGAGAAGAUUUUCGGACUGCAGCGGGCUGCCAAAGACAUAUCGAGAUGCUAUGCAGGUCACGGUCGCUCUUGGAUACAAGUACCUCUGGAUCGACUCGCUUUGUAUAAUCCAGUCGGGGGACGACCAGAAGGACUGGAAAGAGCAGUCGAUGCUGAUGGGCCGAGUGUAUCAAAACGCCCAGUGCAACAUUGUUGCAUCUUCAUCCAAAAACGGGAAGGGAGGCUGCUUCCAAAAAAGAGACGCCGCCGCCAUGGCAUACACGACCACGUCAUUGAAGAUGGCGAAUCAAGCUUCCCAGGAGUUCCAAAUUGUCGAAAAAGGGGCUUGCAAGCAGCCUCUUGAGAAAGCAAUCCUGAACACUCGAGCCUGGGUCCUUCAAGAACGAUAUUUAUCCCGACGACAGCUUUGCUUCACCAAAGACCAGGUUUAUUGGGAGUGUACCGAACACACGGCCUGUGAGCAACAACCAUGGGGUGUAUAUCAAGAGGAAUCGUCAGUGCAGACACAUGAGCAGAAGCCUUGCAUCAUAUGGGACAGCCAAGAUAGCUUUUGCAAGUCCUGGACGAGUCUUGUGAAAAGAUACUCAGCUUGUCAGUUAACUCGCUGGUCGGAUAGAACAAUCGCUUUGGCUGGCCUGGUUGCUUUGGCUAGAGAUAAGAUCAAAGACGAAUACUACGCUGGGCUCUGGGGAAACCGUCUACUCGAGCAACUUUGCUGGUAUUCAUGCCAAGGUGGACAGGUCAGAACAAGAUCACCUGAGAUACGGGCGCCUACUUGGUCCUGGAUGAGCCUUGGAGGGGACGUCGAGAUGCAUUCAUGGUACACAUCUCCUUCGCCUAGGGAAACUUCUCUUGCGGAAGUGUUGGAAAUAUCCAUCGAGUCUGAUGAACCAAACAAGCUUCACACUUUUUCGACUUCGACUCUGGCCAUCCGGGGCCUCGGAGUAUGGGUGGACUUGGUCAAGUUAGUCCGUCCAGGAAUGCGGCUUCAACCAUGUCCUUACGUGGCGCACGUAUUGCAGGAUGGCCUCAGUGCGCUCCCGUUUCCAACUUCCCUGGCCGGCGGCCCUGGGCUAGUGGUGCACUGGGAUGAGAACAGCAACUACAAUUUCGAAACCGAGGACCUUCUUGCAAAACGUAACUCAACCUUACUAAUACUCUUCAUGUCAAUUUCUUCUUGGUUGCAGGAAGACCAGAGUGACUCGGAUGGGUCUGGAGAGGGGGGAAGCGAAAGCAGCGACAGCCCGAAUGAGGAAGCGCAAGAUCCUGGAGCGGCCGAAGAGGUGGAAUCUAGACAACCUAAACUGCACGGGCUGGUGCUUUGGCGCUCAAGUGGGAGGCAUGGUGAUGGUGCAUUCGAGAGACUCGGUUUUGCAGAGUUUGGAGACGUCUGGCCUGGCUCCAAGACAGACGCGGUGGUGGUGCUACCAGAGAUAGACGAGAUGUUAGCGCCUGUUGGGUUGCCGGCGGUACCGAGUGGUGAUUGCGCUUGGUUGCUGCCCUAUGAGGCCGGAGAGGACAAGAAGUGGGGGGCAGAAAUAAAAGACGUCUUCGCAAGAGGCGAAGGAGGGUUUCAUGGCGUUGCUUGUCAAGGCCGAGGACGAGAGGGCGAGAUUGGAGGAGGGGACCGACCCUGUUUCUCUGCUGUGGAGAGCUGGUCUGGUCUAAACUGGUACUUGGAGGGAAAUCGUCAAGAGUCGAUCUUGUUAAAGGAGGACACAGGCACACGACGUGCGAAGAGAUACUGGGUUGGGCUCCUCACUCUGUUUGUCAACUCAUCCUCGCCAUAUCAUCCUCGCACCGACAUCUUUGUGCAUCGCUACAUUCGACGAUUACUCUCCCAGAGGCAGCGAGACCUUGUCCAGGGUGGGGUUCGUUUCUUCUCCUACUACCAGCCCUCGCUCCAGGGCGGCAUCUACACACCCAAGGUGUCGCAGGAGAUCGCGUUGCCCGGCGAGGCCACGACCGAGACAAUGGAAGAGAAACCCCAAGACUUCAAAUUAAUCGCGCCACGAUUCAGCUUGCCGCCAGGAGUCGUCGACUCGGUUGACCCGCCCCCCGGCGCCAGUGCGCCCGUGGCAGUCCUUCCGCAUAUUGUCUCCAACGACGCACAUCUACCAUGGGAGCAGGAGGCCACCUUUGUCGACCGGGAAGCGGAGGAAAGGGACCUACGCAGCCCAAAUCCAUGGUUGCUUCUCCUGACUUUUUCGCCAGAAGAGCUCAAGCUCGACGAUGCCAGUCUCGGAGCCAUCGUCGACGGCUUGUCCGAUGCCAAGGUCGAACAGAGCGAGACAAUGACAGUCCGGAUGCGCGCGGCCCAAACACAGUCGCUCAAGACGGUUGUGAAUACCAUUCCGUACGACCAUGAGCGCGACGGGCGUGACGCCGAGGGCCCGAUCGACGUCAUCUUCUUGAAGAAGGAUCUAUUCAGGUCGCUGUUCACAGAUCCGGUGGCCCGAACCAACACCCUCGACGUCUCCCAGUAUAAGUACCUGGCUCAUGUGCGUCAAGUCGCCAUCGACGGCGCGGCCGGCGCGGGCACUGGCGAGAACGACGACUCGGACCGCUUUGGCAUCGUGGUUUCGCCCAGGACAGGCCCUCUUGAUCCCAAGGUGCCCGCGACCAACCUUGUGCAUCUGGUAUCACUCAACACAAGGUCGAGCGGCGAGCUGCAGCAGGAACUGGACUCCGAUAGCAGCCGUGUCGCCCUCGUCAGCUUGUACAGCUGGUCAUAUACAUGCACCCCGUCCGAGGCCGAUGACAGCCCACGAUCGCUCUUGGUACAUUCGGGGAAGAACCUUACCGUCUUUCACGCCCUGACACCGGCCCAGCACGAGAAACCCUCGGCGACAGACGCAGGUUCGGAUCUAGCCCGCGACCUCAUCGCCAAACGACAGGAGGAUGGGUACACCUUGGUAAAACAUCGAACGAUCACCGGCGAGACCACGGCAGCUAUGAUCCGCGGCCCGUUCAGUCCCAAAUACGUCCCCCAUCCCUGGGUCGAAGGUCUCGCCAUCCAGUCCAACUUUGGGUCCGACCUGCAGAUAUUGGACCCGGCUCUCUCUUUAAUGGACGUCACCUACUCCAGCGCGUGGCAGCUGGGUAAGACGCUUGCCAUGGGAGACGAAGUCUUCUGCACGGCUUUGGCUCGCCUGCGCAACCUGAUCCACGGGAGCUCUCUGGGCUCUGCAAAGGCCGACGAGCACAGUGUUCGGGGGGUGUACCGGUCUCGGAUCAAUAAAGUCGGUGCCAUGGGAAAUCUGGUCAAGAGUCUCAAUAGCCUCAACGAAACCCUCCGCCAAGAAGAAGAUGGGGCAACCGCCGUUGACAGCAACCGCUGGGACUAUUUGAAUAUCACCCAGUCCUCCUCUCAGAACAGCAGUGCUCGCCGUGUCGACACGUCUACGCACUCGCCGCACAUCUCCACUCGCAUUGUCGCUCUCGCGGAGGCGGCGGCCAUGGCGCCAACCACGGCUACUACCGGAGAGCUCUACAACGGGCACAAGGCACCUGAGAACGUCGACUUCGCACAUGUAUACACAUGGGUGCUAGACAAGCUUCGUCUCGCCAACGUCCCCGCUCACUACCUCCUGCCAGACCCGUCUUUCCUACCGCAGGAAACGCUGCGCUUCUUCUAUCUGGACAAGAACUGGACCGAUGCCCUCGUCGACGGCGCAUUGAGUCUUGCCAACCACUGGGCGUCUACCCCGGAAAAGGACUUUAGUCGUACCGCCAUCAAGGAUGCGAUACAGAAGCGCCUGGACGAGACGAACCCAUCACUCGGUGGCUGGCACGUCCAGACGCCCCAGUACGGCUUCAUCAUGCGCUCGGAAUUAUUGGUGCAGUUUCCGGACAUCACCGUCGUCGCAGAAUGUUCCGAGACGCGGACCAAGGCAGUGAAAGCCCCCAAGGCACCGAUCCUUGUGCAGAAGACUCUGAGUGCGGAUACCAUGUAUUGCCUCUUCGAAUGCACCCCGCCGGACCUGAAGAGCAUCACUUUCACCGUGCCGCCUCACCAGCAGCGCUUUGUCAUCGGCAGCGACAUCACCGAGAAGGCCCUGACUAUUUCGUUCAAGAAGGUUUAUACGGAGCCGGACCCGUCCAAGAGGCAUGACCAGGACAUCAAGGAGCCGAUCGAGGAAAUCUCGCUCGGCAUGGAUGUCGGCGAAAUCUUUGACCUCGAGUCACGCACCAUGAAGGUGAGGCCGUACGUUAACCGCGUCUUCAAAACGCUUCAUCAGAGCCUCGACGCGAACGACUUCAAAGACAACGCCCCUACCUCCACCCUCCUGGCCCUACAGCUGAACGAGUCCAUCCCCGAGCUACUUAUCAGCCUCCCCCAAGCCGCCUCAUCAACAACAACGCCAACGCCAACCCCAUCACCCCCCACAGCUACCUCCAAGCCUCAUGAGACCUUCCGCUUCUCUCUUCCCUCCCUUCCAUCCUAA
Molecule: messenger RNA, 4833 nt
Organism: Colletotrichum higginsianum IMI 349063
Lineage: Eukaryota; Fungi; Ascomycota; Sordariomycetes; Glomerellales; Glomerellaceae
Product: Tol protein
Exons: 3
Coding region: 1-4833 (1610 amino acids)
Source: RefSeq, a predicted model, not a curated record